Messenger RNA from Cuscuta epithymum, 1717 nucleotides. NCBI's taxonomy places the organism in Eukaryota, Viridiplantae, Streptophyta, Magnoliopsida, Solanales, Convolvulaceae. The record is from the annotation of a GenBank genome assembly.
AUAUUGUCCAAAUAAAUCAAAGAAAUUAUACUCAACGACAUAGAUCGAUCGAGACCAUCAUGGCAUCAAGACAAUCGGCGAAGACGGAGAGGGCUGAAGCCGAAGCCCGGAGGGCGGCGGACGAGCUCAGCGAAGUCAACAAAGAUAAAAGAGAGAGCCGAGCAAUACGGCUGGAAACUGGUCAUCCCACCGCCGGAUACACCACCACCACCCACCGAGAAGAGGAGGAGGAGAGGAAGCCCGGCGUCAUCGGCAGCUUAAUCAAGUCGGUCCAAGGUACUCUGGGUCAUGCAAAGGAUGCCGUUACCGGAAAAGCCAGCGACACCGUGGAAGCCACCAAGGAAACGGCGGAGCAAGCGGCUCAGAAGGCCAAGGAGACAAAAGACUCCGCCGUAGGGAAGACCCAGAGUGCCGCUGAGCAGGCUAAGCAGAAAGCCGCGGAGGCAAAGGCCGCGACCGCAGGAAAGGCCGCGGAGUACCGGGAUUACACCGCUGAAAAAGUGAAGGAAAUGAAGGACGGCACGGUCCAGAAGGCGGGAGAAUAUAAAGACUACGCGGCGGAUAAGGCGAAACAAACGGCCGAUGCCACGGCUGAGAAAGUAAGAGAAGCUAAAGAUUACACAGCUGAGACAGCGAAAGAAAUGAAGGACGGCACGGUCCAAAAAGCGGGAGAAUACAAAGAUUACGCAGCCGAUAAGACGAAACAAACAACCGAUGCCACCGCUGAGAAAGCAAGAGAAGCUAAAGACAGGACAAUGGAUAAAGCAGGGGAGUACAAAGAUUACACGGCCCAGAAAGCGGGAGAAGCUAAAGACAAGACGGUGGAGUACAAAGAUUACACGGCUGAAAAAGCGGGAGAGGCUAAAGACAAGACGGCGGAGAAGGCGGGGGAGUAUAAGGAUUACACGGCCGAGAAAGCGAGAGAAGGGAAGGACACGACGGUUGGCAAGCUGGGUGAGCUGAAGGACUCGGCCGCUGACGCGGCUAAGAGGGCUAUGGGUUUCUUAACGGGAAAGAAAGAUGAGGCUGUGCAGAAGGCGGAGGAGAGUGGGCAGGCGGUCCGGGAGAAGGCGGAAGAGACUGGCCAUGCCACCAGGCAGACAGCGGAGGAGACCGGGCAAGCCGCCAAGGAAAAGAUGUAUGACAGCAAGGAAGAUGUAAGGAGGAGAAUGGAAGACAUGCAUCUCAAAGACGAGUAUAACCUUCAGGAUGAAGGUCGAUGGAGGGAUGAGACUGGGAGGGAAAGUGGGGGAAAGAGUGGGGAAGGAGUAGGGCUGUUUGCCGGAAUGAAGGACAAACUUCUGGGUACGACCGGGCCGAGGCACGACGACGAGAAACCAGCAGCGGGGGAACCGAGAAUCACUCGGGUGGUGGUGGACGUGGAUGAGACGCCGGUGGGGAAAACGUCAGCGACUUUGAAGGCGAGUGAUCAGAUGACGGGGCAGACGUUUAACGACGUUGGCCGUCUCGAUGACGAAGAGAUAGCAAAAUGGAGCCCUUGAUUAAGCUAUACAUAUAUAUGAUGCAUGAUAUGCUAGCUAUACUAGUACGUUUGGUUGGUUGUUAUGUACACCGAUUUCCUAUCGGCUAGCUGCUCUGUUUCUGUUCAAAUUAAACUUGUGAUCUUUUCUUUCUUCAUAAUUCAACAAUAAUGCGAUGUAUGUAGUAUGUACCUCGCUUAUAUUUACUCCCUAUAUUGGAAUAAGGAGACAUCCCU